Molecule: messenger RNA, 454 nt
Organism: Rubroshorea leprosula
Lineage: Eukaryota; Viridiplantae; Streptophyta; Magnoliopsida; Malvales; Dipterocarpaceae
Source: the annotation of a GenBank genome assembly
UCUCCAUUAGGCACCACAGAGACGCAAGGAGAAGUUGAAAUUAAUGGCUGGAACGAGGGAUACCCAUAAUGGAAGAUUGAAGCGUAAGCUCAAGACUCUGAAGAAGAUGAAAGCAAAAGCUGCAGCGAAGAGGGCGGAGAUGUUCCGCCUUGGAGAAGAAACGACAGAAAUAAUAGCUGCAAUGGAAGAGAAGAAAUUUGAGCUGGAGCUGUUGAAGAUGUCACUGCACCAGCAGUCUGAGGACAUGCUUUUUAUCUCAGAAAUAGUGGAUAAUAUUACCGACAUUAUGCUUUAGAUUUAAUUAGCUAGCCAAUGAUAUUAGAAGACCAAGUUACUUUGCUUGUGUGAUGUUCUAGUUGGGUCAUGGAACUUAAUUAUCCUAGUACGUACAUGGUUAAGUCCAAGGUUUGGUGUGAUUUUAAUAAUAAAAAAUUAGUAAAAGUGGUGUCUCUUU